This is a messenger RNA of Daktulosphaira vitifoliae (grape phylloxera), 775 nucleotides long. RefSeq names its product larval cuticle protein A3A-like. Gene Ontology annotation, cellular component: extracellular matrix. The coding region runs from base 133 to 612 and encodes 159 amino acids. The record is from RefSeq and is a predicted model, not a curated record. The transcript is spliced from 2 exons. Lineage: Eukaryota; Metazoa; Arthropoda; Insecta; Hemiptera; Phylloxeridae.
UGUUUUGAUAAAAAAUAAUAACAAGAAGAACUCGGUAUAAAUACGACUCGGACCGAUAGCACCCACAUCAGUCGUACGCAAAUCAUUUGCUGCUUACAACUUCUCUCGAUUAAUAACAAACACCGCAUAGCAAUGGCAUCCAAAUUUGCAGUUUUAGCAUCUAUCUUGGCGGUAGCAUGUGGUGUGCCAAUAUACUCACCAGCUCCUUACGCUCCAACUCUAUACGCCCCAUCACCAGCCUAUGUAGCCCCAGUUAAAUACGACUUGGCUCCCAAAUCUUAUGAUUUCGACUACGAUCGAAAUCCAUCCUAUUCUUACGGUUACGAUGUUCACGAUCACUUGACAGGAGAUUCUAAGAGCCAACACGAGACCAGACAUGGAGACGUCGUUCACGGAUCUUACAGCUUAGUCGACCCAGAUGGUACCAAGAGAACAGUAGAUUACACAGCUGACCCACACAACGGUUUCAACGCAGUCGUCACUAAAGAACCAUUAGUCAAAGCAUACGCACCCGCACCAGUAUAUCCAGUUAAAGUCUACGCACCAGCUCCAUACUACCCAGCAGUCAAAGCAUAUGCUCCGGCCUACCAUUCACACCCAUUGUACCGCUAAGAUCUCAUACAACACACGCGCGUCUUUAUUUUCAGACCAGUCGACACUGGAACUGAUCAGUAUUAUAAUUCCUAUCAAAUAAAAUUACCACUUAAUAUAAUUUUGUAUAUUUCAUCUUAUGCAAAUGUUUUUAUAAUAAUAUAUAUUUUUUUAUAAUUAUGAA